AUGGAUAAAGAUAAAUGUUUACCAAAGUUAACCCAAAACUUUCUAGAAAUUUUGGAAGAUGACGAAUAUUAUGAUAUUACUAUUGAAGUUGUUUUGUCAAAAAAUAGAAAGAAGAAUGAUGAAACUUUGGUGCAUGUUACAUUCCCAAACCUUUCACCUGAAAUUUUUCAAAUAAUUUUAAGAUACAUUUACGGAGGAAGGCUUUCUUUGGAUGGUUUUGAUGAUUCGGAAAUUUUUAAAACCUUGAUUGUCGCCAAUGAAUUAGAUCUUCAGGAGUUAAUACCUUAUUUACAAUCUAUUUUGAUUGAAAACAAGGAAAAUUGGUCGAAUGAAAAUUUAAAUCUGAUAUAUCAAACAAGUUUAGAAAGUGAUUCUUACCUUGAACUUAAAAAU
Molecule: messenger RNA, 393 nt
Organism: Funneliformis caledonium
Lineage: Eukaryota; Fungi; Glomeromycota; Glomeromycetes; Glomerales; Glomeraceae
Source: the annotation of a GenBank genome assembly